AUGGGCGAUGUCAAUUUCUUACAAAAAGCAAUUCAAAUUGUACAACAAGCGACUGAACAAGACAAUGCAAAGAACUACGCAGAAGCUCACAGAUUAUAUAUACUUAGUUUAGAUUGGUUUACAACUGCUUUAAAAUAUGAAAAGAGUGAAAGAUCGAAAGCAACAAUCAAGGCAAAGACGAUGGAGUAUCUUCAGCGUGCAGAACAACUGAAAGAGUAUUUGGAAAAGACUAAAAAUAAGAAACCGGUUGCUGCGAUGAAUGGAACUUCAAAGCCGAGUGCCAAUAAUACAAAGAAGGGUGGAAGUGCCGACGACGACGAGGACGUCGAUCCAGAGGACAAGAAGCGUAAUGACUCACUGUCCUCAUCGAUCUUGACAGAGAAACCCAACGUAAAGUGGGACGAUGUAGCCGGUCUGCAUCAAGCCAAAGAAUAUCUCAAAGAGGCAGUCAUCUUCCCCAUCAAAUUCCCACAGAUGUUCACAGGAAAGAGAAAGCCAUGGAAAGGUAUUCUUCUAUAUGGUCCACCAGGUACUGGUAAAUCAUACUUGGCAAAAGCCGUUGCAACAGAGAUCUCUUCGACAUUCUUUUCGAUUUCACCAUCCGAUAUCGUAACCAAGUGGCUUGGUGACAGUGAGAAGCUGGUGAAACAACUCUUUGAAAUGGCAAGAGCAGCAAACAACAGUGUAAUAUUUGUAGAUGAAAUCGAUUCUCUUUGUUCAUCACGUAAUGACCAAGAGAGUGAAUCUUCCAGACGUAUCAAGACAGAGUUUUUGAUUCAACUCGAUGGUGUUGGUAAUGAUUCGGAUGGUGUUUUAAUUUUGGCAGCAACCAAUAUUCCUUGGGGAUUGGAUUUGGCUAUUAGAAGACGUUUCGAGAAGCGUAUCUAUAUCCCAUUGCCAGAUCCACACGCACGUAUAAAGAUGUUCCAAAUCCACAUUGGAAACACACCGAAUACCCUCACACCACAGGAUUUCAAGAGAAUGGCAGAGAUGACCGAAGGUUAUUCCGGUGCCGAUAUCCAGAUCGUGUGUAAAGACGCCAUUAUGCAACCGAUCCGUACCGUCCAGACUGCAACUCACUUUAAGAACAUCCGUGGACCAUCGCGUGAAGAUCCCAAUGUAAUCGUAGAGUAUAUCACACCCUGCUCACCGGGUGAUCGCGACGCCAUGGAGAUGACCUGGAUGGAGAUCGACGGAUCCAAACUCAAGGAGCCAGAGAUCACCAUCAACGACUGCGUCAAGAGUAUUCGUACUGUCAAGCCAUCGGUUAGUUCCAAGGACUUGGAUAAAUAUAUAGAAUUCACAAGAGAUUACGGUCAAGAAGUUUAA
Messenger RNA from Heterostelium album PN500, 1329 nucleotides. RefSeq names its product vacuolar protein sorting-associated protein 4 (gene vps4). The record is from RefSeq and is a predicted model, not a curated record. The transcript has 5 exons. Bases 1 to 1329 code for a protein of 442 amino acids. Lineage: Eukaryota; Evosea; Eumycetozoa; Acytosteliales; Acytosteliaceae. Gene Ontology annotation, molecular function: ATP hydrolysis activity; ATP binding. Gene Ontology annotation, biological process: endosomal transport; vacuole organization.